Amoebophrya sp. A25 is the source of this 192-nucleotide messenger RNA. Lineage: Eukaryota; Dinophyceae; Syndiniales; Amoebophryaceae. The record is from the annotation of a GenBank genome assembly.
CACUUUAUAUCCUUGUGAUAUUUUUUGAUACAUUCAUGCCUGUGGUUUGGAUGUGCAAAUGAUGUUGAUGAGUCAGCCUCUUGUGUGUGCAGUAAACCCAAAGAAAACGGUCCGUAGUUCUACGACGCAAGAAGAUGAGGAGUUGCGCUACGCCUAUGGUCCCUACCGGUGCAUCGCGGGUCGAGGAUUCUC